UGACGGACAACAACAUUGCAGGCCAGUCGCUUAGGUAGCAGUAGUGAAGGUAGGGCGGAGAAGCACGGUUACAACCAACUGUUUAAAAAGAUGUCUGUCAACAACCAGUAACAACAUUUAACCAGUUGGUUUGCUGAGUCACUUUUCAAGUAUUUCAACUUCAGGGUAGUCCGAAAUUGUAGUCGUCGAGCUUGGAAAGAGGGGGAAACUACUAGCGAGAGGCAGCUUUUAGGCUUGGUGGAGAGGGGAACACUCGGUAUAUCCUCGGACUGAACAUGACAAUGUCCCUAAUCCAAGCCUGCCGCAGUCUAGCUCUCUCAACAUGGCUGCUAUCCUUUUGCUUCGUGCAUUUGCUGUGCCUGGACUUUACGGUGGCGGAGAAAGAAGAAUGGUACACCGCGUUUGUCAACAUUACUUAUCUGGAUCCCGUGACUUCAGAAAUCAAAACAGAGAAGACUGAGUGUGGAAGAUAUGGCGAGCACUCCCCCAAGAAAGAAGCAAGAGGGCAAGUGUUGAUGCCUUUGCUCUUGCAAGAAAGACAAGCUUGCGACCCAAACGCUAAGUAUCCCCUGCCUUAUCAAAACAAUGCUUGGGUGGCGUUAAUAGCUGCAGGGAAUUGUACAUUCAGAGAUAAAAUUCGCAACGUCGCUGCACUCAACGCUUCUGCAGUCAUCAUUUAUAACGUGGGCUCCACUAAUGUCAACGAUACCAUAACAAUGCCCCAUCAAGGUACGGGGGAUAUCGUGGCGAUCAUGAUUCCGGAACCCAAAGGUCGGGAGAUCGCCGCUCUACUACAACGCAACGUCACGGUGACCAUGCACAUCACCAUAGGAACGAGGAACCUUCAGAAGUACGUGAGCAGAACGUCGGUGGUGUUCGUCUCCAUCUCCUUCAUCGUCCUGAUGAUUAUCUCCCUGGCAUGGCUCAUCUUCUACUAUAUACAGCGGUUCAGAUAUGCCAACGCUCGGGACCGCAACCAGAGACGUCUCGGAGACGCAGCCAAGAAGGCCAUCAGUAAGCUCCAAGUACGAACCAUCAGGAAAGGAGACAAGGAAACGGAGUCUGACUUUGACAACUGUGCUGUGUGCAUCGAGGGCUAUAAAGCGAAUGAUGUUGUAAGGAUAUUGCCAUGCAGGCACGUCUUCCAUAAAAGCUGUGUGGACCCCUGGCUUCUGGACCACCGGACCUGUCCCAUGUGUAAAAUGAACAUCCUCAAAGCACUGGGGAUACCUCCCAACUUUGACUGUGGGGAUGACAUUCCGCCAGACUAUGAGAUGUCAGUGGGAGGCCCGCCCACCAACCCCAUCACAGGGGCCAGUGACAUCACGGUGAACGGGGAGGAGAGCUCGGUGGUGCUGGACCCCAUGGACAUGGAAAGGACGAUAGGGCUGCCACAGGUCUACCACGACGCCCACGAGACACUACCACAGGCCGGGGACAGCCGACACAUCGCCAGCAGUGAGCACCAGCCCCCACUGAGCAGCGACUCGGACACCUCCCUCAUCCUGGCUGUGGAGGUGGGUCUGUCUGACAUGGAGCUCUCCCUCGGGCACGACCGUGACGAGGCCAAGUCCUGAGCCAAUCAGAGCCAAGCAGGAAGGAAGCUCACAGGGUUGCCAUGGAGAUGAGAAACGAGACCGAAGGUGCAGCGCCUGUCCCCCUGAUGGGAGGUAGUGGCUCCAAAUAAAUAAGAGACAACCAAGCAAUAGAACCCAUAGCAGUGCAACACACCUAUCUGUCCCCACUGCCUCAUCUACUCCCAACUAUGGUUCCUCCUGUCCUGCCUCACUUUUCUGACUACAGUCACGUUCAGUAGCCAUGGAAACCAGGCAGCCAAUCACAGCUCUUGUUAUUAGCCUCUGGACUGGGGGCACCUCUGUUAGUUGUCUCCAUGUCACCAUCACUUUAUUGACUCUGUGACAUUUUGAUUUCUUUCUACGAGAUCAUCACUGCCAACGUAUUCCAGAAUGAAACACGGAAAUCUUUACAUCUAGUUAUAGGAAUAUCUAUCUAUCUAUAUAUGGUCAAUAUAAGCCUCCUGCAGCAUGGGCUUUGAGUGUCAAAAACAGUUAGUGCGUGUUUUGAGUGACCAGCAUUUACUUGUGGUAAACUUGAAGCAGAUGUUUUUUCACCAUCUCUGCUUGAAAUAAUUUCAAUAACAUUCAACAUUGUUGGUAUUGUAGCAUUUACAUUAUGCACAUAUUGUCAAGCAUUUCUAAAUAUCAGAUUGUUAAAUUGCAUCCUUAUCCUUCAUUUAGGGACUAUAGUUUUUUCCACUUCUGAAGUACUGUACACCAUGUGUUGUGGAGACAAUCUAAACAACCAAGAGUUUGUUUUACCCCACCAGUCGACAGUCACAGCCCACAGUAAUGGAGAUUUGUAGUGAUGAUGUCAGCCAGUCAGCUACUGUCCUGUUUCAUCGCUUUAUUAGCACCACCAGUAACUCAACACAGGAGGCUAUUGUAGUGGCUGAUGGGAAUUUAAUUCAAUUUUAAUGUCAUGUCAUCUCCCAGUCGAGCCACCCAAUAGCAUGUGGUGAAAUCGUCUGUUACCUAACAUAAUGUGUCUGCAGUGCUGUGCCAAGCUCUUGCAGUUUAGUUUUUUUGUAUUGAUGUUGCUUCUGUUUCUAGAAGACAAAGCGAGAUGGCAUUGUGGGUGUGUUGAUUUCACCCAUUGGUUGGGUAGUGAAAAUCACAUCGAAGUUGUCUGUCGAUUUAAAAGUAAAUAACAUUUUGCUACACUACCGUUUAAAAAGUUGGGGUCACUUAGAAAUGUCUGUCCUUGUUUUUGAAAGAAAAGCAAUUUUUUUG
Coregonus clupeaformis (lake whitefish) is the source of this 2810-nucleotide messenger RNA. It is a transcript of the gene rnf150a, whose product is annotated as ring finger protein 150a. The coding region runs from base 276 to 1577 and encodes 433 amino acids. The record is from RefSeq and is a predicted model, not a curated record. NCBI's taxonomy places the organism in Eukaryota, Metazoa, Chordata, Actinopteri, Salmoniformes, Salmonidae. The transcript has 7 exons.